AUGUCUUGGGCCCUAACCCUAGAGCUUCCAUCCGAACUCAUCCAGCAAGUCCUGAACCAUUUCAUCGACGACCUUCUCGGCGAUCAUGACAUAGACUGGAUUUCCGAGGACGACAUUCCCAGAGGCGAACUACCCCAGCUGCUGGACCCAUGGACAAAAUAUCGCCACAUCCCGCUCUUUAGCAGCCAGAAGCGUCGCAUUGAGCGCCACUACCGCGACCACUGGCUCAGCAGGGUCAUGAUUUACCUGUACCUGGACCCAAACAUGUACAAUACCUCGCGCAGGAUGCUGUACUGUCGAUAUCUCUCCUGCCCCGAAGGCAAGGAUCUUGCAAUGGCGCUGCCAGAAGUUGAAGUCAAGGAAGGUGGGGAUGGUGGUGCCGAGGCAGACGCGGAGGAGAAGGUCACCUUCUUUCUACGGGGUGCAGUGCGGUCAGCUCGCGAAAACUCGUACGGAGAGACCUCGAAGCGAGAAUUCGGCAAUGUACCGGAAAUUCUGCCUCGCGUCGAGAACGCGUGGGCGAAGGUGCUAAAGGGGAAGACAGAACGACUCGGCCUGGCGCUGCGCACCAAGGAGCAGACUCUCGAGUCGGGACCCGAGGAUAAUUUGUGGACAAGCGAGAGCGAAGUCGUGCUGAAGGGCUUGGAGGUGUUGGACCAUGGUCGGCGGGUGCAGUUUAACUGGAAAAAGCUGAUGAGCAAAGUCUUGUUGAAGUUCGGAUUGUACAACGGGUACACUUACGUUCCUGAACCGGGAGUGGAAGUGAGCGAAGAUGAGGAUGAUUGGGAUGAGUCGGAUUAAUGGG
Messenger RNA from Neurospora tetrasperma FGSC 2508, 805 nucleotides. RefSeq lists its product as uncharacterized. NCBI's taxonomy places the organism in Eukaryota, Fungi, Ascomycota, Sordariomycetes, Sordariales, Sordariaceae. The record is from RefSeq and is a predicted model, not a curated record. The coding region runs from base 1 to 801 and encodes 266 amino acids. The transcript is spliced from 2 exons.